CCCUGUCCAGGCUACUGGGUAUUUGUAGUUCUGAGACUGACCUCUAACGGACUACAACUCCCAGGCUAUAGGAGGGACCUUCACGUCGAAGCGCACGAGCCUCGCGCCGCAACAGCAGCAGCUGGUGCAGCCGAGGAGGCUACUUUGUUACAGCGGAGCUACCGGAGAGCAAACGGCUGAGGAAAAAAUCGCUCGGAAAAGUGUAAACAGUUCGGAGAAAACGGCGCAACGAAACGCCUGUUGUCGGGAUUUGGCGGUGGCAGCUGUUGAAUGAACUUGUCAGAGGAUUUGAAGUUUGUCUCAUCGCCGAAAAAAAGAGGGCUUUCUCAAAGUUGAGCCGGAGAGGAGUUCUCUCAUUCAGGAUGUCGGACUGAGACAAAGGGGUCUGGGGGGCAUUCCCGUCGGAGCGCAGGUAAAACUUGAUCCUUGAAGUCUCCUCUGGAUGGGAAAGAUGGAGAGGGAGUUGCAAUGGUGGAAAGGACAGCUAGCUGCAGAUAUCCAUCAAUCCCUCCGCAUCAAGGAGCUGAAGCUACCGGUCUACCGGGCCCAUUCUCCACAGAUCGGCAUGCGUCGGUACUUUGCAGACUUGUUGGCCAUCCUGAGUAAUCGCUACCAGCUAUGUCCCACAGCACGUCACCUGGCCGUCUACCUGCUGGACUUGUUCAUGGAUCACUAUGAUGUGGCCGUCAAGCAGCUCUAUGUCAUCGCCCUCUCCUGUCUGCUCCUAGCUAGUAAAUUUGAGGAAAAGGAGGACCGGGUUCCCAAGCUGGAGCAGCUGAACUCUCUGGGCUUCAUGUGUAGCCUGAACCUGGUUCUCAACAAGAGGGAUCUGAUCAAAAUGGAGCUUCUGCUGCUGGAGACCUUUGGCUGGAAUCUGUGCAUGCCCACACCCGCCCACUUUAUUGACUACUACCUCCAUGCCUCGGUGCAGGAGGGCGACCUAUACAACGGCUGGCCCCUGUCCUCCCUCUCCAAGACCAAGGCCUUCAUGGACAAAUACACUCACUACUUCCUGGAAGUCUCACUACAAGACCACGCCUUCCUGAGUUUCCGACCAUCCCAGGUUGCCGCUGCGUGUGUGGCAGCAUCUCGUAUUUGCCUUCAGAUCUCCCCGAGCUGGACGGCCUCUCUGCAUCUCCUGACGGGCUACACCUGGGACCACCUCACCCAGUGCAUUGAACUCAUGCUGCUUGCUCAUGACAACGAUGUUAAGGAGGCCAACAAAACCAAAUCCACCCCUCCGCACCGACCCUCCUCUCUGCAGUCUCAGCCGCAGACCUCUCACCUCUCUCCGGUGUCAGCCAUCCAGAGACCAGCUUCCUCCUCCUCCUCCACCUCCACUACACCACAGCUGCUCUUUCAGCCCGACGGCUUCCCACACCUUUCCCAGCAUUCCCCUUCCCUGUCCCAGCUGCAAGCGCUAGCCGACUCCCAGACUUUGGGGCCUGUGGUGAACAUGUCUCAGGACUUUCUUCAGAGCCACAGGAUGGGUCUGCUUACUGGGGCUCCUUCCAUUACUCCUGGAGGUGGGUUCCCCUCCUACCCGAGCCUGACCUCUGGCCUCCAGCCAGGGGCUCGCGCGCUGCCGCUGCAGGGCCCCAUUUCUGUGCAGAUGGCCCUCGCGGGAGAACCACGCCACUGCCUGAGUAUGGCUUACAGCGGUGGCUACUUGGGGGCCCAUCACACUUUCACAGCCGGCUGCUUCGACAGGUGACGCCAGGAGACGGAGAGGGAACAAAAACCCCUACGGGAGUUCACUGCCAUGCUUCCGCCCCAGCUUACUACUCGGAAACAUCCACUUACUGACCUCCUCUCUCUCUCCGUCGGCACUGCAACACCUUCAGCAAGUCCAACUCCCCCGGCCCUCUCACAGAGACGCCUCAAACGCAAGCAGAGGUCCAAAGGCAAGACAGACCCGGUGGAAGUCAUCACACUGACAUGACAAAUGCUCCACAGACUUGUUUAAAAUACUGAGGCAUUGCAAAAUGCUACUGCCAUAUUCCUAACUGAUUUUAUGAAAUCUGUGUUAUUACGACACUGUCAUCACUGUGAAUGAGAUGAAAGCAGCAGUGUGAUCUAACUCCCACCUCAUUCAGUGCCUGUUCUCAGUUGUGUGAAAGCUGAGCCAAUUUUAGAAGUACACAGAACACAAAGUAUCUGUGAUAAAGGAUAUCUUGCUGCUUGACAUAUUUUUCUCUAAUCCCAAAAAUUGAACACAUUUUAGAGGUGGAAAAAUUGGCUGGUAUUGUUUCUUGAGCCAUCAUUUGAGCGAGAGACGGAAGAAGAAAAGGGCUUGUUGCUGAUCUGGCAAGGAAUAACGGGUUGCGUCUCCUGAAUGUCAGUGAACAUUGAUCUAAUGCCUGUAGUCUGUGUCAGGGCCCCUCUGGGAAUUCCUCACUGUAUAAGUCCUCAGAGGGGACGAAGAAUUCAUUGUUUUGCGCACAGCAGGUGAAGUCCGGAGCUCGAACACGCCUGCAGUGUGUAGCUUUUUUUUUUUUAAGUACAAAUUCUCUCCCCUCUCUGUCCUCGUCAUCUCUUCUCUCCCAUCUCCAAAGUCGAGCCUCGUGGCGGAGCCUUACACACCCCGGGGAGGGGAACAUGCGGCUCACUUCAGCCACAGGCUUUGUCAUACUAAAGUUUUAAUUUGUGUCUCCAGCUCCACUCAAAGAAUUGAACACAAACUGAUGUGACUGGACCAGCGUGGUGAAGGAGACGUGGAAGUCGGUUGUGUGUACUGUACAUAUGAAUUGCUGCUGCCUUCUUAUGAACUGUUGGUUCUGUGUCUGUGUUAAUGAUGUUUACAUGAACCACUAAGUAUCAGGGACUUGAACAAGAUUACUUGAAUAUGAUGCCAUUGAAACAUGCCAUAGCUUUUAUUUAUGAUGACUAAUUUUUUUCUUGUUCUUGAUUUUUUUUUUUUUUUUAAUUCAUUUGUUUGAUAUAGAGUAGCUUUUUAUACCAACUUAGAAACACACCAUUGAAUAACUAUAGUUUUCUCUGUACAUGUUCAUAGAAACUGUAUAUUCAGGCUCAGGUUUUAAGGCUGAAACUAGCAGCCUUCCCAUCAUUCUGUGCUAUUAUGCUUUAAGUAGAUGCUAAUGCUGCAUCUGUGGGGUCUGAAAUACUCCCCUUCUUCAUCACUGGACCAUACUCUGCUUCCAACUCAGUUAACUGAAUGCAUGAAUCAGUCUGUUUGCAUCCUAGUGGAACAGCCUCAUGGUCACUGGUUACACACACAAACAUCUGCAGCCAGUUUGUAAUUGCUCUCCAGAUUUCUAAAGCUGCAAUUCCCAAUCUCCUACUUCCUGUUUAAAGUCUAACCACAUCCAGAUUCUCAGUGCCAGUCAUGAGGGCUGCACACUGGUUACCAUGGUGAUACCUUAAAACGACCAUGGACACCAGCUCCUCGGAUGUUGUUGACUGAAAGGAACGGUUUCUCAGUGUCGCGGAGUAUUGUGAGCUUCUUCUGGAAGGAAUUAUUAAUAACGGUUGCCGUUUCUCACAUAAACCUUGAUCUAUGUUUAGUUUGAAUGUUCUGACUUUACAUUUCCAACCAUUCUGCUGUGGACACCAGACAUCGUACAUGUCAGUGCCUCGUCCUCAGCAGCUGACAGGCUUGAACUGUGAACCAUAAUUUCAUAGUCAGACAUUUGUAUUUCUCAGAAAACACUACAUGAAGCUUUCUGAAACGGCGACACUAAUAUAAUCACGUAUCACCAAAUGUUAUACAGCUAGACAUUUUCCCUCCACUGAAACAGACAUGUUUAUGUGCUUUUCAGUGACGAAGAUACUAUGCCUUUGUUUUGCUGUUUGUGUACAGUUUUGUUAUAUUUUUUACAUUCCCUUUGUUUUCAGUGUAUUUUAGUUAAAGCUUUUUUUUGUGAUUUUCAUGAUGAAUGCUGUUGGUGUGAAGUAGUUUUUUGUUUUGUUUUUUUAUAUAGAGGUCAACUUGCUCUUUCCUCAUAAUUCAUGAGCAACUUCUCACUGAGGUGUCAAAGGUGCAAUAUGUUGUUUUUUCUGUUGAAACUGACCACAGCCAUCACUGUCUCGUGUACACCACUGGUUCAUCUUUUGUAACUUAUUUUUUUUUUGAUAAUUGUGUGAUUUGACUUGCUGUAGCUUGAUUUCCUCUAGAGGGCAGUGGGCUCUGAACACAAUGAAUAUGUUGCAUAUUGCAGCCACCUCCUUUGAGUGAUAGAUAUUACUGAAUGCUUUUUGUCUUUCGCUAGAGUUUUACUGUGCUUUUUUUUUUUUUUUUUCCUCUCCCGGUAAAGGUGCUGAUAUUACUCACACCACACAACACUUGUCUAAUGUGAUAGUAAUGAAAUGACACCACAAACUUCCAAUUUAUAUUUUUAUAUCCUUUUGUACCAAUCUGUAGUCUUGCUUUAUGUGACACCGAUAAAAGGGAUUCUUUUAUCAUGAUGUGCCACGGGAGAAUAAACACACAUGUGAACUGA
Messenger RNA from Thunnus maccoyii (southern bluefin tuna), 4460 nucleotides. RefSeq names its product cyclin J-like (gene ccnjl). Lineage: Eukaryota; Metazoa; Chordata; Actinopteri; Scombriformes; Scombridae. Gene Ontology annotation, cellular component: nucleus; cyclin-dependent protein kinase holoenzyme complex; cytoplasm. The record is from RefSeq and is a predicted model, not a curated record. Gene Ontology annotation, molecular function: cyclin-dependent protein serine/threonine kinase regulator activity. Gene Ontology annotation, biological process: regulation of cyclin-dependent protein serine/threonine kinase activity; mitotic cell cycle phase transition. Bases 443 to 1714 code for a protein of 423 amino acids. The transcript is spliced from 6 exons.